AUGUCUAAGGUCAAGAAAAAUGUUAAGAAGGAACAAGUGAAAGAAAGUGAAGAAAAACCAAUGGAUAUGAUUAAAAAGCUAGAAAAGAGGGUUAAAGUGUUUAAUGAACUCAUAAACACUAGAGAAAAUACUCUAUAUCCUGUAUUGGAAGAUGACGGAGAUCUUCCAAAUUAUCCCAAACCAAUUAGAAUGGAACCAAACAAAAAAAUUCUGAAAAUUCAUGAAGAAGUUGGAGAACUGUUACAAGAUGUUUGCAGCGAAAGAAACUCUUCAGGUAGUAAUGAAAAUUAAAAUUAUUUAAUAAAAAUUUGAAUUAUACUUUAUUCUUUGGAUAAACCAUGGAAGUAAGUGUAAACUUAUUUACCCAUUAUAGAUUUUCAAAAAAAAAUGUUUGGAUAAGUUAUAAUAAUAUGCUCAGAGCACAAUGAGAUGCAAGGAAUUUGCAUAUUUCUUAGUUUAAUUGCCUGUAAAGCUAUAUAGACUUACAAAUAUAUUUGACUCCUUCAUUGUAAUAUAUGAUUCAAAUAAUUUGUUCUCAUUUACUAAGAACUGAUAGUUUGAUUUCAUUGCCCCAUUUAUGGUCUAAUAUGGCACAAAAACUAAACAAUUUGUAUGCAACAGUAACGGGUACAAAUUAUUUGAUAUUUACUUCUCUACAUAAAUUAAUUUGCUUUGCUGUAUAAUCAAUUUAUCUGUGUUCACAUCAUUUUCAAAGUGAGAAAAGAAUUUACAACAAAUUAUAUUCUAAUUUGUAUAUUAAAUAAUAUUAAUAUUACAUAAUAUCUAUUAAAAUUUGUAAUACAUAUUAGGUAGGUAUCUAAAUAAUAUAAGAAUAUCAUUCUUAAAGCAAGAUUUCUUUCUUGACUGUAAUUUAUUAUUAAUAGUUUAAAUUUGAGUUAGUUAAAACCUUGAAGACUAUUGAAGAAAAAAAUCUAAUUCUAAAUUCUUUAAAGUAUUUUUCUAUGUAUUAUUGAUCAUAAAUCUAAACACAAAUAAAUAAUAUGUGUAUAAAGAGGUUAAGAAAGCUCUACUUAUAACCUAUAUAUCUCUAUUUUGUGCUAUAGAUUACAUUAUUUGAAAUAUAUUAAACAUUUCAAUUUUUUUUUUCUGUGGACAAUUUUUCUAGCAGCAAUUUUGAUCCGAUUUACAAUGAUAGCACUUUUUCUAAAAUUAAAUUUGACUAGGAAGGUACAUUAGAAAAGUCAUUUUUGAUUUCACAGUUUUUCCAAAACUAAAAAAAAAUAUACAAAAUGUAAUUUUUCUCAGCUGUUAUCAUAAUAAAUGGGAAAAACUGUGAAAUAAUAUAGGAAAACCGGAAAAUAAGUACAAUAUUUGGCAAAUAUUAAAGGAAAUAUGUAAUGCUGAUGUAAUUAUUUAGCAUAAUAUAACAUAAAUAUUAUUGACAAAGCAACACUAUUAAAUAAACUUCAUUUAGAAUAGUUUUUUCGUUAUUAAUGGUUAUUCAUUGCAUACAAAUAUAUUUUAAAUUUCCCCUCUACUACAUUCCCAGCUUUUCACCUACAACAGUGGCCUACCCACAUGCAUAGUAUGUCAUUUUUUUUUUUAAUUAACAUUGUUUUAUUUAUGUGGUUAGUGUUUAAUGACACAUUUUACAUUUUUAAAAAAAAUAUAUUUAGUUUUAUGGUGUAAAAAUUAAGUAUAAUAUGUCACACAUGUGAAAUUAUUCAAGAAAGACAUUUGAAAAUACUUAUUAAUUUUAAUUUGUAUUUAAACUGAAUAUAAUGUAAAACUUAAAUUAAAAUAAUAAUUUGUUAGUUAAUGUUGAUCAAAACUAUAUUUAAAAAAUAAUUUUUGUCUAAAGAUAGACUUUUUAUAAAUUAUUAAUGACAUAAUAUGGACAACUUAAUAAUGAAUUAUUACUAUGUUAUUCAUUGUUAUUAAAAUAUAAAAACUUAAAAGCAAAUAAUUUACUAAUGCAACAUACAAUUUGAAUUAUUAAAAACAUAUAAUAUUAUUACCUACAAGUUUAUACUUGAGAAAUUGUACCCCAUAACUCCUUGCAAAUUUAAAAUUUGUUUUUCUCAGAACUGCCACGUCCUGGAACCAUUUUUCUUAUCAACUACUGAAAUAUAGGUAUAAAAUACUUUGUAAUUAUUAGGAAUUACACCAUUUUGAAAUAAACUUAGAUUUUUUUUUUAAUUAAAAUACCUACUUGAUUUAUAUUUUGGUGAUGGCUUUAAUUGCUUUCUUCCUUAUGGUAUAAUAUUAUCUGUGCUUUGUUUUGGAUCAUUAAUGAUAUAAAAAAACUUGAUAAAAUUUUCAUCUAACAAAUUGUAUUUAAAUUGCGCAAUAAAUAGUGUGGAUCUUUGAAAGAAUGUCCAUUUUACUUUGAGCUAUUUUUUUUAGAUUCUGAGUGAAGGGAGGAAUAUAUUGGUUUUUAAAUGAUGUUUUUUUCUUGUGGACAACUUUUCUACCAGCAAUUUUACUCCUAUUUUCAAGUAUAUCACUUUUUCUGAAAGAAAAUCUGACUAGGGUGGUACUUUAGAGAUGUCAUCUAUUGAUUUUCUCAAGAGUUUUAACAAUAAAUAGAGAAAAACGAAAAAUUGUGUGAAAUGUAUUGUUUUUUUUUUUUUUGUGAUUUAGAUAAAAAUAUAUGAUGAGACUUGAAGUUUGGAUAGAAAACUUAUAUUUUUCAUUUCUGGAUGUAGUAAAUAAGUUUUAUUUGUAAUUUUUAUGCAAUAGAUACUCUUUGGAUAAAACUGUUUGACCAAACAAAAAUGCUAGAAAAUUUAACAGGAGGUUUGCUAAAAGUGGUACUUUGUAAUAAAGAAAAAAAAAUUGAGUUGAAUGUAGUACAAAUCAACACUAGGAAAAAUAUGUUGGAAAAAGGGGAAAGUAUAUGAAAUGUAUUAUGGGCUAACAAAAAAGGAUUCUAAGCGGACCUUACAUAUCAACUUUUUCUUAUAACCACUAAGUACAACUUUUAAUGAAUCUCCUGUUAAAUCUUCAAACAUUUCUGUUUGGUCUAAUCAUUGUAUCCACAGAGUACCUACCAAAUAAAAAUGACAUAAAAAGUAUUAAAAUAUAUAUAAAUAGCUCAAAAGUUUUGAAAAUUUUAUCAUCUUUAUAAAAGGCCAAUAUAAUGUUUCUAUUCAAAUUUCAAGUCUCUAUGAUCAUUUUCAAAUGAAUUACAACAAAAACACAAAAUUGAAAGUAACAUUUUUGUAUUAUUUUUGUAAUUUUUCUCAGUUUUUCCCAAUUAUUUUGAAAAUCAAAAAAUGACCUCUCUAUAGUACUAUUACGUUAAAAUUUCUUUUCAUUAAAGGGCUAUAAUUGAAAAUCUGAGCAAAAUUUCUGGUAGAAAAGUUAUUCACAAAAAAAAAUAAAUAAACAUUAUAAAACCAAUACAUUCCUCCAUCAGAUCAGAAUAUAAAAAUCUGACUGUUUAUAGAAACAAUGUACUUGAUUAUGGUCAUUGAGGACAAAAUUAUUAUCAAUUAUCAUUAUCCAAUCAUGAACACAUUUAAAAUUUUCCCUUAUGAUUUUUAUACUAAACUUAUAUAGUCAUAUUUGUAUUUUUAGUUAUAUCUAAUCCAAAUAAUAUCUAUUUUAAUAUCAUUUUUAACAUUAUUUGUGAGUUUUGAAAAUAUAAAAUUGAUUGUUAAUCUAAUUUUGUUGUACUCAUGUUACAAAAUACCUUUAAAAUCAUAGUACAGUGAUUCUCAUUAAUGUGGCCACCAGUUAAUACAGUCAGCCAUCUAAUAUGGGCAUAUAAUGGUCUAGUACCGAUUCUAAAUUAAAAUGAGCAACCAUUUAAUGUGAAUAAAUGUUACUAGUCCCAACAUGCCUACAUUAGGUGGAAUCCACUGUAUUAAUAUUAUAUUCUAAUUUUUUUUUUUUUGCAAGAUUGUUUGCUGUUAUGAUAUUGGCAAAUAAACAUGAAAAAAUAUUGUAAAAAAUAAUAAUAAGGGUAAUAAUAUUAUUAUUUUCAACAACCAAUAUAGUUAUGUCUAUAGUCAUGCUAUGUGCAUCACAAUAAAACUUGUACAUUUUAUAUCUCCUGACAUACUAUAAUUUAAAAAUAUUAUUUGUUGAUCACUGAAAUUUUUAAAAAUGUAUCUAUAUAUUUGGACAUGUUACAUUUGUCUGCUUAAAAUUAAUACCAAAGUUAAUUUUACAAAACAAUUUAUUUUAUUGAUUUUUAAAUUUUUAUUUAAAAUAUUUUUGUGUUACAAUUUUUUUGGAACUUAUAAUUUCUGUGCAUUCAAAAAUAUGAUUAGAUUGUUAAAUUUCAAGUAUCAUUUUGUUAAAAUAAGUUCUAAUAAUUGUGGACACUUGAUACUUGGAAGAAUCACAAAGAGAACCUAGACUUCUUGAUUGGACAUGUAAAAGCAAUAUUUGAAAACAUUCACAUACUAUUAUAUUUAGCAUUAAGUCAUAUACUUAUUUAACUUUACAUUGGGUAGAUGUCUAUGUUUCAAUAUUAAUUCAAUUAUUUUACAACAAUCCCUAUUUUAUUUAUUUCUAUAAAUUAUUGAAUAACUUUUUUAUAACUAAAAUAAAGAUAGAAGAUAAAGACAUACUUCCCAUGUGAGUGGGCUACUGUUGUAGGUAAAAAUUUGGGUAGAUAUAAUGGAAAUGUUAUGUAUAUCAGUACACAACAAUUAACCAUUACAUACGAAAAAACGAUUCUGAGCAGAGUUAAGUUAAUAAUGUUGCUUUAUCAACAAUAUAAUAUACAGUUGUGCACUGAAACAUAGAACACAUUAUAACCCUGUAUCUUACGCAUAUUUUUGAAUUUAGUUUCCAAAAAACGAAACUAUACUACUGGACCAUUACUUUUCAAACACAACAUUUUUUUUAACUAAUAUUGUUUCCUUUCCAGAAAACCAAAUUAAAAAAUAUGCAUAAGGUACAGAGUUAUAAAGUGUUCCCUGUUUCUGGUGACAACUGUAUAUUAUUAACUGUAUAUUAACUGUAUAUUGUUGACAAAACAUUAUUCAUUGAACUCUCCUUAGAAUCAUUUUCUUUAAUAAUAUUUAUUCAAUAUUGUAUCUAUUUUCCCGUAUAUUUAUUAUAUAUUAUUAAUGUAUAUUUCUCUCUAUUAAUGUAUAGUUCUUUACAUUAAAUGUUUAUAUGCGGGUAUAUUUUUUCAAAUUUUGUUUGACUAAAUGUUACUAUUAUAAAACGUUCCUACCUGAGCAAUAAUUACAUUAAAAUGAAAUAUACAAAAUAUAUAUAUUACUGAUUUGUACUCAAAAAGCAAGUCCAAAAUGCAUGUUUAACAGUUUUUUUUUUUAUUUACUAUUGUAGAAACGAAAAUUGAUUUUAAAAUUAAAAAAAAAAAAGCUUUUGAUGCAGAAUUGUAUGAUACUAUGAUACAUUUUCGACAACAAUCAGAAACGCUUUUUAAAAAUAUCAUUAGCACUCAAGUGAGCUUCAAUGAAUGUUUAAAUGAUGAUUUAUCUAUUGAAACUAAGGAAAAGAAAAAUGUUCUCAAAAAGCAUAUGAAUUUAAUAGAAAAAACAUGUAAAUAUGAAAGAGGUGCAGAACCACUUUUUUCUUUGGACAGCCUUUUUCUUAAAAGUAAUAUUGAAACCAAUCUAAAAAUAAAAACCACCAGCCAAUUUCAAAAGUAAGUAUUAUUAUUUAUAACAUUCUCUUUAGAUUUUGCAUUAUCAAUAACUAUGUACAUUUGAGUAAAACUUGAUUUGUUUGUAUUAGAUAUUAUAUAUGUUAGAUUAAUUAGAAUUAUUUAAUCUCAAGUUAAUUAAUUAUUAUAUUAUAUUUAAAUAAAUAAUAUUUCUAAAUAGUUAUUUAUAAAAAAAGAAAGGUAAUAUAAUGGGGCCCGGAUGCAGCCACUGGUGUAGGUGGAAAGUUGGGAAGGUAGAAUAUAAACUGGAAUUUAAUGUAUACCUGUAAGCAACAAUAAACCAUUGCUUACAAAAAAACGAUUCUAAGUGGAUUUCAGUUGAUAGUUAUGCUUUAUCAACAAUAUAUUAUAUGUCUUAUUAUGGUAAAAUAAUUAAAUAGGCUUUAUAUAAUAUUUUCUUUUAUAAUAUUUGUUUAAUGUUGUACCAAUUUUCAGGAUAGUAGGAAAAUAUUAGCAUUAAGACCAAUUAAAUGAUAGCAUUAAGAAAAUCUUUAAUAUCAUACCCAGUAUUUUAAUAUGUUACAUAUAUUUUGUAAUUUGAUAUUAGGGUUGUUAAUUUUUUUGAAAUGGAAUUAAGUUUGUAAUUAGACAAGCUAUUUUAACUAUGGUCUAUUUCUUUCUGCUCCUUGAUAAAUUUGUCUAGAUCUUUAAUAGAACAAUUUUUAAUUACUCUCCUAACUUAUAUGAUUAAAAGUCUGUAUAUUGGUAGACUGAGUAGUUACUCAGUGUAACUAGUCAAUCAAUGGUAAUGAUAUAAAACUAAAUAGGUAUCCCAGUUGAUAUUUGUAAUUUGUAAAGCAUGCGUGUAUUCUUUUAUGGGUUUACUUAAAUAAAUAUUUAGUCUAUAGGUAUAUGUAUGUACCCCAAUACAGUGGCAAAUAAUAUUUACACCAUGUACAAGAAUAAUUAUUUUAAUAUAGAAAUCUAUUUUACUUACUAAGUAAUCAAAAAGAAAUAUUUUUUAUAACAUUUGACAUUAUGAGACUAGUCUUUUGAACACUUGACAUAUUACCCAAAUUUUGAAAUUUAAAUAUCAAAUCAUCAACUAAAAAGUUUAUCAAUAUUAUAUAGGUUUAGGAUCUUGAUGACCCAAAAUUAUUUUUAGAAAUACAAAAAAAAAAAUGCUGUUUCAACUGUAACAUUUAUUAUUUAGAUAAACUAAUAUACUUCAACACACUGUUGAUUUAAAAUAUUGUAGAUAAUAAACUACUGUAGCUUAUUAUUUUUCAAAAAAAAAAAAGAAAAGAAAAUCAUGAUAGUAAAAAAAAAUGUGACAAACAAAUAACAUAAAUGGACACAUUUUUAAAAAAACUAUAUUGACUAUGGUAAUAUUAAAAUAAUAUUGAUUAAUAAUAAAUCUUAUAAACACAUCUGUAUUUUCUUAUGAUUUUAAUGCAAUUUUUUUAUACAAAAUUCAAUUUUAGAUUCUGAGUGAAACAAGGAAUGUAUUCAGUAUUGAUUUUACAAUGAUUAUUUUUAUUUUUUCUGUGGAUAACUUUUCUACCAGAAAUUUUGCUCCAAUUUACAAUGAUAGAACUUUUUCUGAAAGGAAAUAUAACUAGGGUGGUACUUAAGGGAAGUCAUUUUUUGAUUUUCCCAACUGUUUUCAUAAGAAAUGGAAAAAAAAAGAAAAUAAGUACAAUAUUAAACAAAUAUUAUUAAAUAAAAUAUAAAAUGCAUAUGUAAUUAUUUUAUUUUAAUAUCACAUGAAUAUUCAAAUAAAUAAUUUAUAAUUUAUAUUUAUAAUAUAUUUAUUGAAAUAAAUAAAUAAAUACUCCCUGGAGUAUUAUGAUAUGUGUAUAGUACAACUGGAUUUGAAUUAAAAAUUAUCCAUCAGGUAAAUCACAAAAUCAAAAGAUUUCUGUUAUUACAGGGUGAUCCAAUUGCAAUGCCUAAAUAAAUAUUAACUUAUUUUGGAAUUUUUUAUAUUUUGUUUGAUAAAUUUAAAAAACAAACGGCUUUAAAAUGAGUAGUGAAAUAUCUUAUCAACAGGUUCAGGUUGAUAGAAUUAAAAAAAAUUAACACUUACCUUUAUUUAAACUAAUACUUCACUAUGGUAGUUUUAAUAUAGGAUGUAAUUUUAAAAUCAAAAUUAAGUAAUUGUGUUUCAGCCCAAAAAUAAGUAUCACAAAAAAUAAUGGUAAUGUAACAUUUUAAAGCUUCUUGUUUCUUUAAUUGUAAAAAAAAAAAUCUAAAAAAGUCAAUAUUUUCCAAGGUAUUGCAAUGGUAUAUUUUCAUUGUAUAAUUAUAUAUAUAUAUUUCCAAUAUCAUUAAAUAUGUAUUUAUUUUAUUUAGAGCUUACAAAGAGUUGGCAGAAGGAGAAAUAAAUAGAGCAUUUGAAUUUAAAAUGGGACGUUAUCAAAAUCAUCCACAUUUAAUAGCUGCCCAAAAAAACAUUAAAUCUGCAGAUGAAAUGCUUUCUAAAACUCUAGAAACAGUAACAAUUGAUCCAUUUACAAAACGAACAAUCAUUAAACCAGUCAAAAAUAAAUUUUGUCAACAUGUAUAUGACCAAGAUUCAAUUGAACCAAUGUUUAAACAGAGAUUAUUUAUUUCAUGUCCAUAUAUUGGCUGUAUGAAUAAUCGGUUUACAAAACAAGAUCUUUUAUUUGAUCACAAUAAAUAA
This is a messenger RNA of Cinara cedri, 8240 nucleotides long. NCBI's taxonomy places the organism in Eukaryota, Metazoa, Arthropoda, Insecta, Hemiptera, Aphididae. The record is from the annotation of a GenBank genome assembly.